AUGACAUCUGAAGACAGCACUGAAUCGCUACCCAGGGUUGGGAUCCUGUCCCUGGGGGACAUGGGCGCAGGUAUUGCCCGACUGCUCAUUGCCCACGGCUUUGCAGUAGCGACCAACUGUGAAGGAAGGAGCGAGGACACGAUAGAGCGCGCGCGCAACGCCAAGGUAGAGCUCGUCUCAUCGGAUCUCGAGCUCGUCCAGAAAAGCAACGUCAUCCUCUCAAUCGUGCCCCCGCGAGACGCCGAGGCGACAGCACAGAGGGUGAUAGAGGCCCUGUCCGGCACCAAGGAGGGCGACCGCGCACCCCUCUACUAUGCCGAUCUCAACGCUGUGUCGCCCACCACGGUGCGGGCCAUUGCCGCAUCGUUCGACAAGAGCAGGGCCCCCGUGCGGUUCAUUGACGGCUGCAUCCUCGGGGCACCGCCGCGGCUCCUCGAGGACGGCAAGGGGGAGUGGUUCCGUCCCAACAUACCCAUUUCGGGCCCGCACUCGCUCGCCGAGAUCACACCCGGCGGUGACCGUCUCUUGUCGGUGCUGAAGAUCGACCCCAUCGCAGACAAGAUUGGCCAGGCGAGCGGGCUGAAGAUGUGCUUUGCCUCCAUGCUAAAGGGCUUCACGGCCAUUGCAACGCAGUCCUUCACUACGGCGCAUCGGCUGGGUGUGUCCGACUCCCUCCGCAGCCAUAUGGCCCAGGUCGUCCCUGGUGCUCUGGCUAGGGCCGAGGAGGCCGUCCCUGUGAUGGUCCCAAAGGCAUAUAGGUGGGUGCGGGAGAUGGAGGAAAUUGCCGCGACCAUGUGCGAUGAUGGCGGCUGGGAGAGGGACCUCUUCCUUGGCGCGGCUGCUACGUACGAGUCUGUUGCGGAGGAUCCCGUUCUCGGAAAGGAGAGGAUUGGGAAGCGGUCCAGGGGCACGGACCUGAACUCGGUGGCUGAACUUUUGGCUGAUGGCUUAGAUAAGAAGAGGAAGAAGAUC
This is a messenger RNA of Geosmithia morbida, 972 nucleotides long. Its product is annotated as Prephenate dehydrogenase. Gene Ontology annotation, molecular function: oxidoreductase activity, acting on the CH-OH group of donors, NAD or NADP as acceptor. The transcript has 2 exons. The annotation marks the transcript as partial. The record is from RefSeq and is a predicted model, not a curated record. NCBI's taxonomy places the organism in Eukaryota, Fungi, Ascomycota, Sordariomycetes, Hypocreales, Bionectriaceae.